AUGGCCAAGCAUCUGAGCACUGGACAACCCAUCACCUUUGUGCUGGAGAAUCUGCUCCUUCUCUUCAAUGCGCUCACCAACGUGUCAAUCAUCAAUGGCGAUGAGAUGGAUGUCUACAGGAUGUGCAUUGGUGAUGCACCUGAGAGGAUUGUGGUCACCCAUGUCACAUUUCAUCAGUGCACUGUGUGCCCCUACCUGGAUCUGGUGGAGUUGUUGGUGAUGCAGGCUGCUGAAGUGCUCUGA
Messenger RNA from Acanthamoeba castellanii str. Neff, 243 nucleotides. RefSeq lists its product as uncharacterized. The record is from RefSeq and is a predicted model, not a curated record. Lineage: Eukaryota; Discosea; Longamoebia; Acanthamoebidae. The coding region runs from base 1 to 243 and encodes 80 amino acids. The transcript has 2 exons.